Messenger RNA from Osmia bicornis bicornis, 3380 nucleotides. It is a transcript of the gene Grip128, whose product is annotated as gamma-tubulin complex component 5. The record is from RefSeq and is a predicted model, not a curated record. Gene Ontology annotation, cellular component: centrosome; equatorial microtubule organizing center; spindle pole. NCBI's taxonomy places the organism in Eukaryota, Metazoa, Arthropoda, Insecta, Hymenoptera, Megachilidae. The transcript is spliced from 14 exons. The coding region runs from base 249 to 3191 and encodes 980 amino acids. Gene Ontology annotation, biological process: cytoplasmic microtubule organization; spindle assembly; microtubule nucleation. Gene Ontology annotation, molecular function: microtubule minus-end binding; gamma-tubulin binding.
CCGUCACACUAAUUGUGCUCUGUACAUGUAAACUUAAGUUCGCCUGUGGGUUUCUAGGAACCCCAUAAUCAGUCUUUUUUGUAUCUGCGGUUACUGCUCCAUAGAAUCUGUAGUCACUGCAAAAUGCUAUUUUCAAAAGGUUAAGAUCUUUAAAUAAUGAUAAACUUUUAUGUUCACUUGCAUUGUAAGUUUGUAAUGUCAUAUCAAGCGUUCCGAUUUACUGCUACUAAGUAAGUUUUUUAAUAAAAAUGGGCACAAAAACAUUAAAUGACAUUCACAAUGAUAUCAAGCAAUUAAUAUCAACAAUAACUUCUUUUGAGGAAAAUGAAGAAGGAUUUAGAAUUUGUGAAAGAUUUUGUAUGAUAAAUAUUAAACAUCAUCGAUACCUAUCUGUUAACAGCACUACUACAAAAGAAGCAAUUAAAGCUCUGAUCACAAAGUUUUCAAUUCAUGGAAAAUAUGAUGUAGCAAAAAAAUUCAAGGAACUUGUUGAUAUAUUUUUAUCCAGUUUUGAUUUUGAACAACAUCCACAAUAUGAUUUGCAAUGGUGUUUGUUAACUCUCCUAUUGGAAUUAGCUAAAGAAACUCAUAAAUCAGAUUUAGAAUGUUUGACAUUAAUACGUGGAGAAUUUACUUUCAAUGUAACAAGUGAAAAUGAAAAGGAAGUUCCAGAUGAGAUUGAUUGGGCUGAAUAUUUAAAAGAAGGUCAUGAGAAUUUUUUUGAUGACUAUAAAAGUGAUACAGAAAGUGAAUGGUCAGAAGAUGAAGAAGAUACUGACAAUUUGAGUACAAAUUUUGAAGGAUCUACAGGUGUUACAAAUACAGAUAAAACAAUAUGCAUACCAAAUACUGAGAAAAAAAGAAAUCAAUUAUCAUUAGCAUUAAAUGAGGAGCUUAAAUCUAAAAACUGGUUACUAUCAAAUGUUCAAAAUACUUGGUGGAAUGAAUUACAGUGGAGGAAAUAUCCAGUUAAAAGUAGAGUCUGUGAUGCUCAUCUUUGUGAAAUUUGGCAUAAAGCAAUAGAAGGAGAUUUUUACUCAAUUGGAACACUUAGUGAAUAUUCAGUGUGUAGAGAAUUGUUGUGGAUGUUUCAUGCUCCAAUGCAUAUGGUAGUGUUUCAAAAAAGUGGAGAAGCAAAAUUUUCCAUCCAUUCCAAUAUAUCUAUACCCAGUUUAACAACUGUUGCUUUUAACAGUAUUCUCUUACCAUUUUGUGAACAUUUUUCAAUAAUAUAUGAUAUAGAAAAAUUUGGAACCGAUUUAUAUGUAGAACAGGAUGGUUUAAAUAAAAAACCACCUUUGACUUAUGAAACAUACAAUUCAAUUCUUAAACAACACGUAAUGAAAUUUAAAUCUGAAAUAAUUGAUAUAGAAAAAGAACUUAUGAAACAAGAUAAAACCUAUACACUUUUAUCUUUAUCAUCAGUCUUGAAAAAAAAUUUAUACAAUUUAAAAAUUUUACAUCAAGUUCACAAAAAGGCUGUAUGUAAUUGGAGGAUUUAUCCGAAUUGGAAAUGCGCAUCAAAAUUAUUGUCGUCUUUGUAUUUCGAAAUACAGAAAUCACAUAAUCAAGAAAGAACAAAUAUUUGUAUCAGUUUAUAUUUAUCUAGUCUUACUGUAUAUUUAAAUAUAAUUGACACGUGGUUAAGCGAAGGACGAUUUGAAGAUUGGAGGGAAGAAUUUAUAAUUGUCAGAGUAUUGAAUGAUAUAGCGUUAGAAAACACUGAGCAAUAUGAAACAUUUUCUUUGAGACCUUUGGAUGGCAUAUGUUUAUCAGAUCCUAUAAUGCGAUUUUUAAUAAGAAAAGUACAACAUAUUGGUCAAAGUAUUGAGUUAUUAGUAUCUCUAGAUCGUAUUACAGAUAUAUGGAAAAUUAAUAUUGGAAAUGAUGGAACAAAACCAUCCCUAGUUGAAGAAUUUUAUACUAAAUUAGAUGUGGAAAUUUUGAAGUAUAGUAAAUGUAAGCCACAUAAAGAAAUACCUUCAAUUAAUGAAGAUGAAGUGAAAGAAGAUAAGCAUAACGAAGACAUAGAUAAAAAUAUCAUACAACAAUUAACUGAAUUUAACAAUCCAUUUUUAUUAAAAGCUUUAGAAGAUUAUCUACCUUCUGAAUUAUUAAACAAAAGUAGCACUGAUACUUUUAUAGCUAAAUGUCAAAGUAACACAGUAAAGAGUAACAAUAUAUUUAAAAGACUUGAAGAAGUAUCAGAUUAUAUAUUGCCAUUCCGAAAAAUAUUAGAAAAUAUUUUAGCAGAGAUUUUAGUUACACGUUAUAAUGGUGCCAGUAGAUUAGUGAAACACAUGAUGUCAGAAGAAUAUAAAUUGGAAUCACAUUUAACAUUAAUGAGAUCUGUUUACAUGAUGGAAGCUGGUCAUAUCAUGAACAAAUUUUAUCAAAAAUUAUUUCACGAGAUUGAAACCAACCAAAUGUGGAAUAACUCGUAUUUUCUAUCGUGUAUACUUGAAGAAAUCCUUUCUCAAUGGUGGCCGAACUCAAGUUCGCGUUGGUCUAUUACAGUUUCUAAUACACCUACAAAUCAAGUAUUAACGGCUGUAGAUAACAUAACAUUACAUUAUACUAUAGGCUGGCCUAUGAAUAUUAUUUUAAAUGAAAAAACUUUUAUUAAGUAUAAUGAGAUAUUUAGGUUUCAGUUAAAAUUAAAGUGGGCUUUAUGGACGUUAAAUAAUUUAAGAUUUAGUGAUUUAGAAGGAUCAAAAUCAAUGUAUAAAAAGAAUAAAUUAGAACAAUUUCAUAUAAGACGAAUUGAAAGUUUGCGAUUUUGUUUAUUACAUGCAAUUAGCUCAAUACAUACGUAUUUAUCAGGUCAAGUGCUACAAAAUUUAAGUAUCAUAUUAGAGAAAUCUUUAAUGCAAACUGAUAGCCUUGAUGCAAUUGUAUCAGUUCAUAAUGAAUAUUUGAAAAAAGUUCAUGAACAUUGUUUGCUAACAACGGAAUAUGAAGAUUUGAUGGCUACUAUAAAUAAUUUAAUUGAAAUGUGUAGUCAUGUUCGAUCUCGAUGGAAUUAUAAAAAGUUAAUGUUUAUCAGUGAAGAAUUAGAUGUAUUGGAAAGUAGCUAUAAUAAAUAUCACACGUAUCUUGCUUUAGCUCUACACAAUGCGAUACAGAAUAAAGAUGCGAGUUACUUGACUGGUUUAAGCUCUGCAUUUAACUGCAAUAUGUCACGUGUUUAACGCUAAUACGCUUACAUAUUAAGUUUUCAUAAUUCUUUAGCAUUGUGUCUAUAAAGAAAAAGUAAUGCUGUAGUAAACAUGUAUUACCAUUAGAAAUUUUUUAAUUAUUUUUUAUAUUAAUAAUAUGUAUUUAUUGUUAUCUUUACUAAUGUUAUAGAAUGUGUUCAUUCCUUGUAUAUUUCUACAAAU